UUCUGGUUGAAAGUAUUAUAUUUAAAGAAAACGUGCGUCGAACUUUAAAAUAUUUCGUGUUUUUGCCAAUUUUAAAAUUAAUCAAGAAUAAAGAUGUAAAAGAAUGUCAACUUGAAGUACUGAAUUUUGUAAAUUUGAUAAUUUAGGUAUACUUCGGGAUUUCCUAUUGCCACACAAAAUUAGAAAUAGAUCAUCUGUAUGUAGUACAUGAGAAUCUUAUAUCUAAACUUUAAUUUACAAGGAGCCAACUUGACAAAAAUAAGUUAUUUUAUUCUAGGGUUUUAAUAAUUGUAAGCAUUUAAGGCGCCCAGUUUCUGUCCAAUUUACUUUGUCUUUGCAGUGGAGUUAACACUCACAUGGAAUAAAUGCGAAAAAAUUCUUUUAACGGUCAAGGUUGCCACAGUUUAUCCAUUUUAUAUAAUUUAAUUGCUGUUGUGGUAUUUAUAUUGCAUAAAUAUUUGUAAAUAAAAACAGUAUUUGUGAUUUUACUCCUUAAUUUCAAUUCAAACUAAAAUGGGAAUCACACAGUCGAGACAAAAUGUUACAUCAAGGUCUUUCGCCUGUUUUACAUUGUAGUAUUACUAAUUUUGGUAAAUGUAAAGUGUCAAUAUUUUGCAAAGAAAUCGAUAGAAAAACAGACAUUUAUUGAGGUGAACUCGCAAAUGCUGUCAUACUUUCAAUUUUCCCCUCAUUAACCGAAUAAUUAUAUCAUUAUUUUGACAUUUGUGUACUACUGUACUAUGGUAACGCUUUACAGAAUUCAUAGCACACUGGACUGUAAAAUUAUUACAAUUAGUUGCUAGAUAACAGUGAUUUAGCAGAUGUUACCAACAUUACAAUAAUCCAACGAUAUGUUACUAAAAAUAGUGUUUAUUGUUAAUAAAAUCAUAACUAAUGAAAGUAAUUAAAUUACGUCGUGACGUCACGGAAUUGAUACCGAUUUACCAUGAUAAGAUUGAUGCAAGGGCGAGCAUUGCGCUCUCUAUCCAUCUCUCUCUACAUCAUCCAAGGCUGUCGCGAUUAUCAGCUGGCAAUCGGUAUUUGUGAACAACCGGCUGUCAAAAUCGGCAUUUUUGACGGGUGAACGAUGGAUUGGUCAUUAUGGAGGCCUCGAGAGGAGACUCUGGCCACAAUCAAGGAAUUGUUACAAGACGCUCUUAUCCCCGACAGCGAAAUCCAAAAGGACGUCCAAACAAAAUUGAAAAAUCUGGAAAUCGUGGAAGAUUUCACCUACUAUUUGUUAUACAUCGUCGGUCAGACGCACUUCUCCGAGGAAAUCAGAUCGUUGAGUGGAAUUCUACUCAAGAAUAACAUCGCGGCGGUGUAUAAUAAAUUGCCACAAGACAGUAUUAUUAAAAUAAGACAGUUGUGUUUGAUGUUGUUACGUGACCCGUGUCGCGACGUUCGCGCAAGUAUUUCCAACGUGAUUUACACUUUGGCCAAAUACAACCUCAAUACGUGGCCGGAAUUGAUCCCAUUUCUCGUGAAAUCGUUUGAGACUCCGGACGAGUACAGCGAAGUUGCCUUAACGACACUUUUCAGCGUGUGUGAAGAAAUGAUGAAUCUUGAAAAAUCAGAAGAGGAGAUUUGCACAAUUACUAAAGAAGUCUUCCCGAAAUUUGUUGAUUUUCUCGUCGACGAAAAGUGUGACAAAAAACAGAAUAUAAUCAAACUUAUCAACCAAUUCUUGCAAGACCACUACAAAGUUAUGAAACAAUCAAUAGACAUGACGAAAUAUCUGAGGAGCGUGAUACAGCUUGCUGAUACUGAUGAUUUGGACAUGCAAAAGUACAUUUGCCAUACUUUUGUUAUGUAUAUUGAGUACCGGGAAGAAUGUCUCUUGCCACACUUGCACGACGUGAUUAUGUACCUAAUGGUGAAGACACAACACGAAGACCUUGAGGUGGCUCUAGGGGCAUGUGAGUUUUGGCUCGCGGUCACGAAAUUGAGCAACUGUAAGGAAAUCCUGACUCCUUAUAUCGACAAACUUGUUCCAAUCCUACUCAAAAAUAUGAAAUACUCGACUUUUGAGUUAAUCGCUCUCAAAGACACACUGAGGGUUGAGGAGCAGAAUGAGGACUCGUCGAAGGACACUUUUCCGUUCCACAUGCACGACAAGAGGAUCACACGCGACGAUGAUUCUUUCUCAAAUGAGGAUGGUGAUUUUUUGGGUAAUUGCGACGACGUGGAUGACUUUUACGUAGGGUGGACUUUGAGGAAAUGUAGUGCUGCGUCAUUGGACGCGAUCGCGGUCAAAUUUGGGGAGGAUAUCCUUCCUCUCAUUGUACCGUUUUUGAACGAGUUGCUUUACCAUCAAGAUUUCUUGAUUAAGGAGUCUGCGAUAUUAGCGUUGGGGGCUAUUUCUGAGGGGUGUAUUAAUGGGCUAAAGCCACAUUUGCCGUACUUGGUCGAGUACUUGAUCCAUAGUAUGAACGAUGACCAUUCCAUGGUCAGGGUCAUCACGUGUUGGACAUUGAGUCGUUAUGUCAGCUGGAUUAUAAACUCACAACCUUCACAUUCGGUUUAUUUCAUUCCGGUGAUGACGAUUCUUUUGAAACAUUUCAUGGAUGACAACAAACGUGUGCAAAGAGCGGCUAUUUCGGCCUUUUGUGUGUUCCAAGAGGAAGCACAGAUGCAGUUGAUUCCUUACAUUGAUUUGAUUUUAGAAGGGUUUCAAUUAGGCUUCCAGAAAUUCAAUUAUCGGAGUCUUUAUUUGUUAUAUGAUGCUAUUAACGUGUUAGCUUUAUCGGUCGGGAGUGAGUUGAGUAAACCGGAAUAUAUCGAAAAAUUGAUGCCGCCACUAAUGCAAAAGUUGAACGAAUAUAAUAAUUAUUCCGAUGAUCAAUUCAUUGCAGUUCUCGAAUGUUUAGCCAACAUCAUACCGUCUUUGGAUGCCGGCUUUUUACCUUAUAGUGAAGUGAUUUAUACGCAAUGUAUGGAAAUUAUCAUGGAUACGUUUAUGGCAGAUGCUAAUUUUCAAGAGAAUUUAAACGGGUUUGAUCCACCUGAUAAAGAACCAAUGCAUGUGGCUUUGGAUGUCCUUUACAGCAUGGCAGUCGGAUUGAAAUCGUAUUUUUACAAAUAUGUCACCAAUAGUAACUUGGUUUGUCUCUUAUACACCACAAUGCAAGACUGUUCGUUUUUAAUAAGACAGUCGUCUAUAGCUCUCUACGGCGAAUUGGUCUUGAUUUGUUACCCGUAUUUGUCAUCAAGCGUCGGCGAUUACAUUAAAUUGAUAAUCAAAAACCUCGACGAGUGUUACGAAGGCGUGUGCAAAAACGCGGCUUGGGUCAUUGGGAAACUCACAGCAGUUAUGGGUGCGGAAAUCCGCCCCUACGUUCCGGAAAUCCUCACCGCUUUCAUCAACAUUUUAAGAAAUCCAACUGUAUCUCGAGCGAUGCAUCAGACUGUUUCAGUUUCGCUCUGUACGCUUUGUUGCGUUUGUCCCGACAUUACGUUGACCGACUCCGAUACAGUUUUAAAAAAUUGUUGUAUGUCUUUACGGAGUUUGAAGGAUUCGGACGAGAAGGAUUUGGCGUUCCGGGGCUUGUGUCAGGUCGUCGUCCGGCAUCCGAAUUUCUGUCAGAACAAUUUCAUGUAUUUUUGUGACGCAGUGGCGUCGUGGAAUUCCGUCAAACCCGAUUUGAAAGACAUCAUCAAGAAUAUUCUGGUUUCAUUCAAGGAACAGUGCGGGGAGAUGAACUGGAUGCAGUUCUACGGCCAGUUUCCCGAAUUGUUGAAAUUGCAAUUGUUUAAUCUGUAUGGGGUUUGAUGACAGUUGGGAUUACGAGGGGAUCGAAUUUUUUGGGUGGGAUAGCUUGAGUGCACCUGCCUUGAGUUAAAUCGCGUCAUAUCGUCCGUUGGGAGGGAUCGCGGCUAUCAACAAUCGAGAAAAAAAUCAAUAUCAAAGUCAGGGGGAUUCAUUGAUUAUCGUGGAAUAUGAUUUACACCAAAUGCAUUUUCUAAAUACAUUUUUUAAUCGUUAUGUGUUUUUUUCUCUUUCGUAAUGACAAGCAUGUUACAUUUUGUAUGUUCUUUUGAGUAGUUGGUUUUGCAAUUGUUGCAACACUACUUUUCAUGCUGUAUUGUUCUUUGUGGUUAUCAAUAAAUGCGUAAAUAA
This is a messenger RNA of Tribolium madens (black flour beetle), 4120 nucleotides long. Its product is annotated as transportin-2-like. Gene Ontology annotation, molecular function: nuclear import signal receptor activity; small GTPase binding. The coding region runs from base 1088 to 3772 and encodes 894 amino acids. Gene Ontology annotation, cellular component: nucleus; cytoplasm. The transcript is spliced from 2 exons. NCBI's taxonomy places the organism in Eukaryota, Metazoa, Arthropoda, Insecta, Coleoptera, Tenebrionidae. The record is from RefSeq and is a predicted model, not a curated record. Gene Ontology annotation, biological process: protein import into nucleus.